UAACUUACUAGCGGCGGUCUUACUGUUUGCCAUUCUACUCGUGUUUAAUUUUUAUUUCUCACCUGUAAAAUUUAAAUUAAUUAAAUAAAUUAAGUUCAUUUGGCCAUGGCACACCUGCGGGAAACCUCAGACAAGGCGCUGAAGCUGUUGCGCACGUUGCCGCGUGUGCAAAUCGGAAAUCUUCGACCGAAUCCGAACUCCAAACAGAAUGACAAGCGUGGCAGGGCGCAGCACGGCGGAGAUAAGCACGGAGCGGGCAACAAGGGAUCCGGACAGCGGCAGAACUUCAUGCGACUGGGUUACGAAACGGGUAAUCAGCCUUUCUACCUGAGAUUUCCCUACGAGCCUUACUACAAAGGACACCACAUGAAGCGCCAGUAUCCGCCCAUCUCGCUGCUGCAGCUGCAGGUGCUCAUCGACACCAACAGGAUAGACAUCAGCCAUCCCAUCGACAUCAGCACUCUGUGCAAUUCCGGCCUCCUGAAGCUUAAACCCGCUGAAAUGGAGUACGGAUUCCAGCUCACGGAUGACGGGCUGGACAAUUUUCAGGCCAAGAUCAACAUUGAGGUGCAGCACGCCAGCGAGGCGGUCAUCGCGGCUAUAGAGAAAAACGGCGGGGUAAUCCGUACGGCUUACUACGAUCCCCGCAGCCUGCAUAUGCUGGCCAAUCCAAAGAAGUGGUUCCAAAAGGGAGUGCCCAUUCCCAGCCGAAUGCUGCCUCCUCAGGACGCAGUGGACUACUACACGAAUCCCAAGAACCGGGGCUACCUCGCUAAUCCCGAGGAGAUCAGCCAGGAUCGCUUGGUGCUGGCCCAGAAAUACGGCUACCAGCUACCCAAAAUUGAAGAUGAUUCCGCCUACGAUAUGCUGACUACUGCCAAGGAUCCCAGGCAAGUAUUCUAUGGCCUGGAACCCGGAUGGCUGAUCAACAUAGUGGACAAAACAAUCAUCAAGCGCAAGCAAUAAUUAGUUGAGUUUGUUACUAUGCAUUUUGUUAAAUAAAGAAAUGGAUUACAAAAA
Messenger RNA from Drosophila gunungcola (fruit fly), 1020 nucleotides. It is a transcript of the gene mRpL15, whose product is annotated as 39S ribosomal protein L15, mitochondrial. The record is from RefSeq and is a predicted model, not a curated record. Lineage: Eukaryota; Metazoa; Arthropoda; Insecta; Diptera; Drosophilidae. The transcript is spliced from 2 exons. Bases 106 to 966 code for a protein of 286 amino acids. Gene Ontology annotation, biological process: translation. Gene Ontology annotation, cellular component: mitochondrial large ribosomal subunit. Gene Ontology annotation, molecular function: structural constituent of ribosome.